Messenger RNA from Schistosoma rodhaini, 14234 nucleotides. The record is from the annotation of a GenBank genome assembly. Lineage: Eukaryota; Metazoa; Platyhelminthes; Trematoda; Strigeidida; Schistosomatidae.
AUUGAUAUUGAGAUCAAGUUGAUUUUGUGGUCUAAUUAAAUUCAAGGUUUCUUUCGCCAUGCCUGGUGAAGAGAAUUCACCGGAUGAAGAUGGCCCGAAGUAUAAAAUCUCCAGCUUUCUUUUUGGGAACGUUAACAAAGAAGGACAAAUCGAGGAAUAUCAACAUGAUGUUGAAUUGAAAUCUAUCAAUAACUUAGACCGAUGCCACGUGAGAGAAGUGGAAGAAGCUGCUUCAGAUGUGCUUUCUGAGAGUAGUGUUUUGCCUUCAGUAUCACCAGAGGACGGUGGUGUUCAGCCUAUUAACUCAAUAGACUACUAUAACGAAGAAGAAGCGUUGGCAGAAGAAAUCGUGGAGAAGGUCUUAUACGACAUGAAGCCUGAAAAAAAUGAAGAGGAUGAUUAUGAUUUAAUCGACUCAGAACCAGAACACAAUUUAACGUCCAGAAUGGAUUUGGAUUCGAAGCCACUUCAUAAAGAGGGAUAUACUUCGCCAGGAAGUGGGACUAUCGGGUCAGUCCCAGAGGAAUCUUCCCUAAAGGAAAUUAAUUUAAUGGAACCUGACAGCCAGCUUAAAAGAGAGGACACAUCAUCACCACGUGCUGAAUCAAUCUCUCCGAGCAAACCGACAAAUUAUGCUCAAAUCAGUGUCUCCGAAGAUACAACUCUUAUUAUGCCUCCUCCAUUACAUCCGGCACCGCUUUCAAUCUCUCGUUCAAAUCAAAUUAAGGUAUAAGUUUAAAUGUAUUUUAUUUUUUUUGUCAUUUAGUAGCAACCUUUCAAGCCUCUUUUAAUGCGACAAUCCCAAGUACAAAUAAAUAAAUAUAUUUGUAAUAUCCCAAUUAGUGGGAAAAUUAAAUUUUCUGACGUUUCGUGACUCAGUGUAAGCCACUUUUUCUCAUUGGGAUAUCACAAAUAUACUAAUUUAUUUAUAACAAUCUACCCAAUGCUCAAAUUAUCAAGUCAAGACUUGGUAAUGAUACUUACAAAUCCCAAGUAUGAUAAUAGGUGUCAUAGUUCAUGACAAAUCGUAUCGAGAUUCAUAACAUAUGUGUAUCUCUCUAUCUCUAAUGGACUCAUACAGUAUAUUUACUUAAUACGUAGCAUAUGGUUAUGUGAUCAAUGAGACAAAGCGUAUAUAUGAGUUGGUUAGUUACCCAGUACUAGGCAAUGAAUAUCACUGCAGUGCACAUACAUGUUGUCACAGCAACUUGUGUUUAUUCCCUUUGUCCGAAGUGAUGACCAGUAAUUUCAUAUGUUGUUUCGUGACACUUUUAUUCUAUUCUGACUUAUCUUAAUCUUCAGGCUUUUAAACUCACAGGCGAUUUAUAGUCUGGUAAUCGCAAAACGUCUAGUAACUCCCAAAUAAGAUUCAUGAAAUUCAACACAGACGUUUCGACUUUCAUGGUUGAACCUUCGCUUGAUUAACAGUAUAAAACUUUGUGUAACUGAAUCUGUGCUUUAGGCACUAUUCCCGAAAUUCAGUAAUACGUUUUGACUUAAUCCAUAUUUUUUCUUUUCGGACACUAAAAUAGUACACUUCAUCACCACAAGAGAUAUGACUGGUAGCUUAAAUUAUGAGUAUUGUGAAUACCUUUACUGAGUUGUGUUAUUAUUAUGUCGUUUGUACAUUUCUGACAUUCCAAACUACCCUUUUGAAGAACAUAUCAUUCCUGUUUAUCUAUAUUAUACUCAUAUACAAGAUAUGUCUGGGGAUUAGAUUAUCCUAACAAGAUUAUCGAGCCUGUAGUCUCCAUAUCCGACGAGUAUAAUAUUCUUCAUUAUUACGACCUUGUUCAUAGUUGAAAAUUUUGAUUUAGAAGCCAUAGUCCUCGUUUUCCUAUCCCUUUGGUUUAUCCUGCUUCUCAGAAGUAUGUAUGCGAGAAUACACUGUAGUGACCUCUAAAAUCCUUUGAAAAAGUAUGCAAUUGCUACCAUUUCACUUUUCAAUAACUCACAUAUUUGAAUUUAAUAAGACAUAAAUCACCAUCAUUUAAAGCAUUACUGGCAUUUACCUCUCCUGUUAUUUAUUUUGAGCAAUGUUUCUACUGAAAAAAUUGAUCUCGGCAACUAAAGUGUAGAAACAUUCGUUUACAUCUUCAAUCCACCAAUUACUGCCAAGUCUAAUAGUGAGCGAAUUAUAGCUAUGUAGUUUAGUUUACAAUCUUAAAAUAAAUACAUACCUAACAUCAUUGGAUUCAUAUCAACAUCGAUCACAGAACCAUUUUCCAUUGUCUUCAUCAAAUCAUUUAUUUGCCUCUAGUGCGCUCUAACUCACCAUUUCCGUGUAUUUAAAGUGAUAAUUUUUGCAAGAUAUUGUGGUAGACAUUGAGAAAAGUAUUCGUAAUCAGUCAGUCAUAGCAUCGAUUGUGGUAUACAUGGGUAUUGGCUUUAAUCUACACAGUGUGUGUAAGUUAGUUAUACUACCCAACUACUAAAACCUAUGCUUCGGGGUUUGAAGCUGAGAUGUAACAGUUGAUAUCUGCAAGCCCUAAUCAAUAAACUAGAGCUCCAAAAAGUCAUGGAUAUCAACAGGGAUUUCUAUAAUGAUCAGCUUUGAGGAACUUGGCUGAAUUUGGAUUAGGCGAGUAUCUUACUUUGGACUUCCAUACUCCCACUCUAGUUUAGGUAUAUUAGUUUCUAAGAUAAUAAACGGAAUAAUUAAUCUUGUCACUGAUAGGCACCGCGAAUUCUCCACUUCAUUUACAAGGUUAACCUAUUACGAUGCGUCUUCCAUCACUCCCUACCAUAAAAUAAAAUGCUCGCUAAAAUAAAAAUAAUGCGAAAGAAGCUCACAAUUUUGUGAUCAAGUCAAUAGGCUCUCAGCUAUUUAGUUAUGAUCUCAGACCUAUCACUUUUUUAAGAUUUGAACAGUUUAGCAAAAUUAAAAGAUGUUACGCAAUAAGUAUGUCUCACAGUUUCACGAAUAAAACUAUGUGAUUACUGUGUUCUUAAAAAAAUCCCUGUAGAGAACUCACAAGUUGGUUGAGUCAAAUCAAUGACAUUUAAUCAUGAUGUUACUAACUAAAUCUAGUUUAUGGAGAGAAUUUAACUUAGAGUCAGUGGGUCAAUAAAACAAUCUACUGUUAAAAACUGUAUAUCAUGUCUUUAAACCCAUCUUAUUGACUCUUAUCUGGAUUAUAACUGGUACGAUAUGGUCUGUCUGGUUUGUAUAAAAACCCAGUAUGUUUGUGAAUAAUGAUUCAUAUUGCCGAGGCUGUUAUUGAUGUUCUGGACUUAACUGGCUGGGCUAGGCAGAUCGCAGGACCGAGUAGCACUCAAGACUACUCAUACGGCUUUUGUGUAUUAUUGAUCCGAUCGAUAAUUCGCUCUUCUCUUAUUGGUGGGAAUCAGCACGUUCAUAUAUUAACAGGGCAAGCGCGCACUCAUACGAUAUAACAACUGGCGAUACAACAAUACCAUUAUCUUAAAACUACUUGUUAUCCAAUAUUUGUCGUUUGACAAUUUAUUAAUAUUGUCGACUUUCAUGUUGAUUUCUUCUUGUGCUGUUUUUUUCAAUUUAACAACUUGAAAUAAAUUUUAUAUUGUUCCAGCUCACUUGUUAUCCCAAGUGGUUUGUAGUAAGUGUAGUAGUAAUGUCGAAAACAAUGUGGAAAUGUGAAGGAAAUAGAAUUUCAAAGUAUCAUAGAUAUAUUGUAUAUAUCACUGUUUUCCACUAUUUUUUUUAUCCAAACUUGUUGUUUACCAGAUCUGUAGUAUCUAAAAGAAUAAAACUAGUUUAUUGCCUUCUUUUUAGCCCGUUUAUUCACGAAGUGCUGAUUCACCAACCACUAGUCCAGUAAUCAUCAGUUAUAAUUUAGAAUCAGUUAAAAGUCCAGGGUACGCCACUACUGCUUCACAUUAUCAAGACAAUGCUUUAAAUACUCCCCUGGGUAGUCUUAUGCCCACAGAAUACAUGAAUGUAGAUAUAAAAGAACUUUUCCCUUCAUAUGAUCCAGGAAAAACACCCUUAUGGGGACGUUUAUUUAAAUUACCACACCAGCUAGGAGUUUAUCGUGAGUUUAUUGAGCAUUAUGAUUAUAUGGAAGAGAUUCUGUCACAAAGACCAUCACGAGGUGAUCGGUUGCAUCUUGUAUAUGAUGGAUUUUUGGAUCUUGGAGAAAUUCCUUUACCCGAGGAGAUCAACUGUCAUGAUGAAGUAGUCGAGUUGAAUACUCCACCAAUUCCAGGUUUAGAUUAUUUAGCUGGUAGUGAACAUUCAUGGUGGCGUAGAGCCUUUAAAAAUGCGCUUGACGAAUUAAUGAAUCCUAAAAAAGCUGAAACCUAUGAACAAGCUGAUGGUAAUGAUAAAAAAAUGUCGUCUACACAUAAACAACAACUAGAAUGUGACGAAAUUCAUAAACAUGACGAUUUAAAUAAGACACUUAACAAUGACAUAGACACCUAUUUAGGUUGGAGAUUAGGACCGGCAAAAUAUUGGUACGAUCAAUUAGGUCUACCAUUAGAUAUAAAUAUUUCUGAAUGGACAGAAUGGCGUCGACCAUUAACAUCUACCAAUACUACCGCCUGUAGUAUUAAUAAUAAUAACAACGACUCCAAUUCACUCUCUCUCCAUUCCUCAACUAACUCUGAAUAUGAAACCCAUAAUUAUAGUAAUUUAGAUACAAAUAAAUUAGUCAAUGAAACAGUACCAAGUUUUCCAACUAUUAAAAAAGAAAAUAUUGAUAAUGAAUCAUUCAACAGAGGUUGUUCAGAUCAAGUGUGCAGUAAACAAGAUCUUGAUGGUUGUCAACAGCGAUUGUCAACUGAAUCGUUAAUUCAUUCAUCUCCAACUCUAUGUAAGAAUAAUUCACGUCAUCCAUGUCUUGAAGGAAUGAAUACACCAAAUCAUUUCUAUUUAUAUCAAAUAUUAAAUUGGGAAGAUGAUAUAAUAUAUGAUCCUCAAUUAAGUGCAAAUAAAAUAUCUACUAAUUCACGUUUAAAUGCUGCCUAUGCCGGUUGGAUACCAUCACAACAUUGUCGUACUAUGGCUUCAUUUCAGGAUGCAUAUCAAGGGAAAUUUCCAUUUAUAUUAAGUUCAAAAAUUAUCAAUGGUUUAACCACUUCCUCUUCAUCAACAACGGGAAUGAUAAUGGAAAGUUUAUUAAAUUAUUCCUCUAACAAUACUACAUCAUUAUCACCAUCCUAUCCAAACCAUCAUCAUCAUCCACCUUAUUCAAUAUUUCCAAUUGAAAAUGAAAGUAUAUUAAACAAUUCAUGGGUACAUGAUAUAAUUUAUGAUUCAGAUUUACCGAUUAAUGAACAACCUCCGCCAUUUUUACUUACAUUAGAUCAAAAUGAUGAAACAUGCAUUUUAGAACCGAUCGAUGAUUCAACUAUUGCUUCAGUAUUAUCAUCAAUACGUAAUCAACGGCAGAAACGUUUAAUGCAUCGAGGCUAUGACACAACAGAAUCUGACAUAACAACAGUAGCAACAAUGGGCACUGCAACGUCGAUGAUAACGACAACGACGACAUCAACAAUAACAUCGACAACAAUAGGUGAUUAUCCGAAUUCUUUGUCAACAAUUGGCAGUAAUACUACUGGUCCUAAUCAACGUGGUAAUCUUAGUAGUAGUAACCUUUCAAAUAUUCAUGAUAAUAAUUGGUCUAAUGCCAAUGGGUUAAAUGAUACUGACAAUGCUUUAUCUCAACAUAAAUCUAAUACGAAUUCAAUGAAUCGUACUAGUCUUCAAGUGAAUUUUGGAUUAGCAUCAACACGUGGUAUGUUCACUGGGGCACUAGCUAAAGCUGAGAAAGGUGCUGAGAAAGUUAAAAUGAUUUUGGGUAAACAUGGUCUGUUAGCUGAAGAUGAUUGGCAAUCAAGUCAAACAGAAAAAUCUACGAAUAAUACAGAUGAUAAAAAUGAUCAACUUCAAGAUAUCAAUGAAUAUAACUCAGAUGGUAAUACUUUAGCAUCGGCUGCAGCAGCAGUUUCUGGUAUUCCACCAAAAGAUCCAUUGAAUUUAUCAAAUGAUGAAUAUUAUGCUAUUCGAAGCGGUGCUCUUGCUCUAGGUGGUUUAGCACGUUGUGGUCCAUUACAACAUAGUACUCCAGCGGUUGAAUUAUGGCCACCAUUUUUCCCUACAUACAUGAGUCCAUUACGUUUACGUCAAUUUCAUAGAGUUCCACUUAAAAGAUAUCUUCGUGGUCUUAUGUCACAGUAUAAUAUACCAUUUCCUGUCACUAAUCUUACCCGUCAUGUUCAUCGUAAAAUGCGUGAACGAGAGGAUGAAAGAGCAGCUACCGGUGGUGGUGAAAUAUUUUUCAUGAGAACACCUAGUGAUUUAUCUGGAGCUGAUGGAGAGAUUGUUUUAUUUGAAUUUUCUGAAGAAUAUCCACCUUUAUUAGCUCAGGUUGGUAUGGCUACAAGAAUCAUAAAUUAUUAUCGUCCAUUGGUACCAAGGGACAGAUCACUUUCACCAUCUCCACAUGCUUAUAGUGAACCACCGGAAUUGCCUUAUGGCUCUCUUGUGUAUGUAGGAGGUUCAGACAGUCCAUUUCUUGGUGUAAUUCGACCUGGCGGUUGUUUACAGACUGUUGAAAAUAGUAUGUAUCGUGCACCAAUUUAUCCACAUACUGUUGCCAGUACAGAUUUCUUAAUGAUUCGUAAUCGUAAUGGAAUUAGUAUACGCCGUGUACCAAAUGCAUUUACUGUAGGACAAGAAGUUCCACUUAUGGAGGUACCUGGACCAAAUUCAAAACGUGCAAAUAAUUUUGUACGUGAUUUUCUACAAGUAUUUAUUCUGCGCUUAUUUCUACGUAGUACCGAUGAACCGAAACGAAUUAAAAUGGAAGAGAUUCGCAAAGCUUUUCCUAAUCAUUCAGAAAGCAGUGUCAGAAAACGAUUGAAAGUUUGUGCCGAUUUCAAACGUACUGGUUCAGAUGCAAGUUGGUGGGUUCUACGCUCUGAUUAUCGAUUACCAUCAGAAGAAGAAGUUCGUUAUCUAGUCUCACCUGAAGAUUGUUGUGCACAUUACAGUAUGUUGGCUGCCGAAUUACGUCUUAAAGAUGCUGGUUACGGUGAGAAGUAUUUAUUUGUUUUGGAUGAAAAUCAAGUUGAAGAAGAAGAAGAUAAAGAAGGACAGCCUAAAAUGGAGGAUGAAGUUAGAGCAGCACCAUGGAAUACAACACGUGCUUAUCUUGCUUCACAACGUGGUGGUUGUUUUCUUGAAUUACAUGGUGCCGCUGAUCCUACUGGUUGUGGUGAGGCGUUUUCUUAUUCGAAAACCUCUGCAAAACCUGGUGCAUUAUUUCGGCAGGCCGGUGGAGAAGUUGCAAGAGGUCUAUUAAAAGGGAAACGUACUGUAACGGGAACUGAUGCUGACCUUCGUAAACUACAUUUACGCGAUGCACGUGCUUUAUUAAGAUCAUUUGGGAUUAGUGAAGCUGAUUUAAAAACUUUCAAACGUUGGGAAAUUAUUGACAUGGUCCGUUUCACAUCAACAGAACGAGCUAAACAAGGUGAAGAAGAAGGGUCCGCUAAAUUUGCCCGUGGUAAUCGUCUAUCAAUCAGUGAACAAAUUCGAUGUUAUAAAGAAGAAUGUCAACGUAUAUUUGAUUUACAAAAUCGUGUCCUGUCGAAUUCUGAACUUUUAAGUUCCGAUGAAGAAGUUAGCAGUGAAGAUGAUGAAGAUGAAGUCACUGGGACUGAUAGUGUUGGUCAGAGAUCCACGUUACUAGGUUCACAUGGUUCUAGUGCAACAAGUAAUUCAAUUGGAGGUGUACGCCUUUCGAGUUUAUCAUCAACUGCUCGUUCUUAUGCACAUAUGGGUCGUAGUAUUGAAUCUGUAUCAAGUCAAAUGAAUUCUAAAUAUUCCGAUGGUAAAACUGAUGAAAAAGAUCGUGUCAAUCUUAAAAGAGCUUUAGAAUUUGGAGAUCAAUCAUCUGGAUUGAAACGACCGCGUAAAACAAAUCAACUUCUGUUAAAAGAGAAUAGUUUAUUAGAUAACGGAGGAGAAUCCAAUGAAACUGGUUCCGUUGUCGGUAGUAAUAGUACCAGUAUGGUGUAUGAUGCCAGUUCUACUGCAGCUGGUACAAUUUUAGACUUGACACCUCCAUGGCCUAAUGCUAAUAAAAAAAUGUUACGUAUUAUGCGUACUUAUUCAGAAGAUGGACAUCAAUAUACUCGAACAGAACUUGUUCCAUGGUCACCUGUUGUAGAAAUUUACUUGAAAAUACGUCAAACUCGUGAUGAUGAUUUCAUUCAUAACUUUGUCGAUUCAGAUAAUCAUUUCCGUGAACAACAAAGAAAAGAAAAGAGAAGAUUACAAGAUCAGCUACGUCGCCUUCGUAAACAACAACAAGUAAUGCGAGAACGUGGCAGCGUCACUGGUAGUUCUAUGCCAGGUAUGAAAUCCUUAGGAUUAUCAAACAAGGUAAACCGUCAUAGACGUCAUAAAACACUUACGGAAGCAUUAAUUAAAAUGCGUUGCGGUGCUUGUGGUCAAACAGGUCAUAUGCGUACCAAUAAAGAAUGUCCAAUGUAUGGACGUUCUAGUACAUCUUCAUCUCUUCAUAACGUAGGAGGAAUUCGAAGAACAGCUGCAGAACGUGCUCAACUUCGUACACAAACAACUAUUCGUAAUAUGUCUCGUUCUGGUGAUUUAAAUUCUAUGGAAUCUAGAUCAGAUGAUAGAGAAAUUGGUUUCUUAGAAAAUUAUGGUAAUGGUCGAAAAAUUGAACCAGAUACUAUUGCUGCAGCUCAAGCAUUAGCUUCUCGUCCAGUUUGUGAAUUAUUAGCAGAACAAGAAAACGAAGAGAAAGCAAACUAUACUAAUGAUUUAGACAAUUCUGAUGUUAAACAUUUAAUUAAAGAUUCAGAUGAUUUUGAUGAAUCAUCUAUGCAUGGAGUUUUAGGAGAGAAUGAUAUGACGGUUGAAGGAACAAAAUUAAAACUUCACUCCGGUUUGACUAAAUACAUUAAAGAACAAAAUCGUCGUAAUCUAAAAUUAAAAAUACGCCGCCAAUUACUCGAUCGUUUAGAUGCGGCAGCUGCUGUUGUUCAGUCUGUAAAUUCAAAUAGACGUGGACUAAUGAGUACUACAGGUCGCGGUGGUGGUGGAAGAAAUCGUCGAACUAGUUUAAGUAUGAAUGAUGAUGAUUUUCCAACAAGCGUUAAACACCGUGGCAAUAGACGCCGUAUUGAUCCUCGUGUUGCGUUAAAUCAUAUUUUCGAAGGAAUAUACAAGGGUCUUACUCAAAUUCCUGGUUAUAAAAUAUUUAUGCAUCCUGUUAAGGAGAAAGAUUUCCCGAAUUAUUAUUCUCAAAUUGAAACUCCAAUGGAUUUAUCACAAAUACGUAUGAAAAUUAAUGAAAACACUUAUGCCACACGUGAAGAAUUUUUGUCAGAUAUUCGACUCAUUUAUAAUAAUUCCUCGAAAUUCAAUGGUCGCUAUAGUGCAUACACUGAAACAGCCAUGAAAAUGUGUUCACAUGUUAUGGAACAAUUUUGUCAUAAAGAAUUAAAAUUAAUGAGAUUAGAAUCAUUGGUUAAUCCUUUGUUGGAUGAAGAUGAUCUAGUCGGAUUAAGCUAUUUAUUGCAACAAGCUAUUGAGGCUAUGCGUGGAGUUGAGCAUAGUAGACCAUUUCAUAUACCAGUUGACAAACGAAGAUAUCCGGAUUAUUAUAAAAUUAUCAGUAAUCCAAUGGAUCUAUCUACCCUUGAAAAAUUAGUAAAAGAGAAUCGAUUUCGAUCACGUGAUGAAUUCUUUGUACAAAUUGAAUUAAUUCUAUCCAAUUGUAUUACAUUCAAUGGAAAUGAAAGUCCAUUAACUGAAAUUGCACAAAAAAUGUUACAAGCUGCUCGUACACGAUUAGAACAAGAUAAAGAAACAUUAGAUACAAUUGAGGCGAAUAUACGAAAUAGUCAAUUAGAAAAUGAAUCAUAUAUUGAAUCAAUUCCAUCUGAAAAUGAUCCUAUAAAUUCUCGUUCAAAUAUGUUAGAAAAUCAAACAAAUCAAAAAAGUACACAUAUAAAACCUUUAUCAACUACUAGUCGAAUGAAUCAAGUUUCUAAAUUAUUAAAACGUAAAUCUAUUAAAUCAACAUUAUGUAAAAAUAAAGAAUUAAAAACAACAAAACGAAAGAAAACUCAAAGAUUAAACACAACUAUUGAUAAAGAAUCAUUACAUGAUGAUGGUAAUUAUAAUAGUUCUGAUGGUCAAACUGAUAGAUCAUUAAAUAAAUCACUUGAUAUUAUCAAUACUUCAGGUAGUGAUAGGUUGUUACGUCAACGUUCAAGUGGAGCUUGGUAUGGUGUUGACUUGGAAUAUGAUGAUGAUGAUGACGAUGAUGAUGAUGAUCACGACGACAAUGAACAACAUAAUGGGGAUAACAUUAAUCAUCCUGAUGAGGAUGAAAGUGAUAAUGAUAUUCUUAACAAAACCUCGGUUAAACAAGAUAUUAAUGUUUCAAAACGAUGGACAAUAAAUGAAGAGAGUAGUGAUUUAUACACUUCAAAAUCUGUUACAUCACUUCGUAAUGAAUAUACUUUAUCAAAAGAGCCAGAUUUUGAUCAUACCGAAGAUUCAAAUUACAUGGAACGUAGUAUUACUGUUCAUGAUGAGAAUUCAUUUGAUUGGAAUUGUCAAGAGGCAACGACUAGUCGAAGCCACGCUGCAAAUAAUCAAUUAAGACAAAUUGUAUCCAAUCUAAGCGAACGUAGUUCUGAAUCGAGUGAACACACAGUUGGAGAUGAUAAUCUACAGCAAUACAAUGAUGAUAACAAUCAAAAUGUUGAUAAUUAUGCUGAUUAUGAUGUGGAUAAUUCGUUAAAUUCUUGUCAAGAAUUGCAUUCCAAUGGAAAUUCACGACAAACAAAUGAUUGGAAUCAAUAUACAAGUUUAACAAAUGUUGACGAUGAUGUCGAAGAUGGGGAAAAUGAUGAUAAUGACUAUGCUGAUGAUGGUGUUAUUGAAUUUCGUUCUCAACAAGAUAAAUUUCCUACUUAUAUUGAUGAAGAAACUCGAUUAUCUGCCGGUAUUUCAGAAAUCCCAGUAUCUACCACAGCUAAUACAAGUCAUUUAGAUUAUUCCCAAUUAGAUUUAAAUGAUGAUUUAGUUGCAAAAGAUUUACAAUUAACCGAUUCAGAUGAUGACGAUGAUCAUGAUGACAGUAGUUUAACUGGUCAAGGCGGUGAAUUAUGUACUGAUGAGAAUGAUGCAACUAUUGUGUCUUAUAAUGUCGACCAAGACGAUGACGAUGACCAACUGCAUCGAAACAAUAUACUCCAAUAUACAAAAUAUCAUCAAAACGAAUCAGAAAUGAUGUCUCAUAAUGAUAAUUCAUUUACAACAUAUAAUGUACAGCAUAGACAACAUUUUGAUCAUGAUGAUGAUGAUAAUAAUAAUGAUUAUCGACCUACUUUUUUCAUCAGUGACGAUGACGAUGAUGAUAAUUAAAAUGCUUGAUAAAUGCAUUAAUUCUUUUCAGAAAAAAACAAGAAAAAAAACUCAAUACAUUGUAACUUAUUGCCUAAUCUGUUACAUUUCCUUCCAACAUAUUAUUAUUACUACUAAUAUUAGUCUUAGUAGUAGUAUUUUUAGUACUGUUCACCACUAUAAAUCUUGUUUGUUCACAUACUCAUAUACACCUAUCUCUUCUUGAUAUUUUAACUGUACAGUAUUAGAUUUUAUAUAUUACCAUUGUAAAUAUUUUGUUGUACAUUUCCUUUUUCUUUGGAUAAAAAAAUGAAAAAAAAUAUCAAUUUUGUAUCAACCGAAUUCAUGCUUGAUUAGAUUGAAAUCUCAAAAUGGGGAGUAAUUGUUGUCCAACUGUUGAGUCACAAGUUCGAACCUGGUUUCAAUUUAAUAAUCUGAAAAUUGACCACUUGUGAUGAGGCCAAAAAACCCUGCAUUCAAUCGCUUGUAGGGUCAUGGAAACUCAUUCCUUAAGAAUCUCAAGCUAUAAAAAUAACAACUGUUUAGUGCCUUAUGGACUUCAGCUAGCAUUCAUCUGCAGCAAAUAACCCAAUUUUAACAUUAAACUAAUCACUGUAAAUCAGUAAGCUAAACAAAAACACCAGGGUUAAAAUAACAGAAAAAAUUGAAGUAAACAUUAGAAUAUUUUUAAAUAUAUAUCGUAAGCGAACAUGAUCUAUACCAAACAUUUGGAUAAUAUGUGACCUAGACGUGUAUAAAUAUCAGUUUAUUUUAUUUUCUAAAAAUAAAACAAAAUUGUUAAUAAUAUUUUUAGUAUUACUAUAAUAAUUGUUAUCAACAAUGAUGUCAUAAAGUCAAACAUAAAUAUGUACUUUGUAGGCUUUUAGUUAUAGACGAUUUCCACUAAUUCUUUAUAAUAACAUUGGAAUAUCAUGUAAGUAAAAGAUUGUGUAGAUUGUUGAAUUUCAUUGAAAUCGCGAACCGACCUAAACUAGACAACCAUUGAAAACUUGCAAGCACGGGACGACAGUUUCGUUCCUUUUUUAAGACUUCACACCAGUGCACACCUAUAACUCUGAAUCUGGGAGUCGAACCCAGGACUUCCGGUCUCGCAUACGGACACAACCUCUAAGUAACUGAGACGCUAACUAGUGGUGUAAAUGUCUAACCUCAAUCAAUACUUCAGUUGGCAACUUUCUCACACCAUACACGGUUUAGCUCUACUGGUCCUGGCUUCUCAUUAGAACGCCGGAAAUUUCCUCUCGAAGGUAGUCUUAACUGUGCAGAUGAUUCGUGAUUUCAAUGGAAUCUAACUACCUUCACAACUCUAUACUAAUACAGAAUUUUGUUACGAUUUCAAGUAAUUACUAGUAAACAACUGACUUUUUGAUAUUGUCGUCUGCUUUUUACUUGAAUGGUAAGUUUCUUGGGAAAUACUCUAAUGAACAACGAGUAGAACUGUUUCAAUUAUUUUGGUUAAGAUGAAAAAAAUCUUGGACCCUAAUGACUAACACAUAGAAAUCCAAUAUACCCUUAGAUUUAUUAAGAAAACUUGACAACGUUGGACUUUUUCCCUUUGUAAACCAGAUCUCUUUGAUUAUCUCAGUUUCUUCGUGUAUAUUCAAAAGCCUUUAUAACAUAUAAUGACAACUAAUACAUCUACUAUUACUAAAGUCUUACUCGAUCUAUUACUAUUUUGUGAAUUGAUUUUGAAAUUAUUACAUUUGAUGUAUUUAUAUUAGUUAAUUUGUCAUGGAUAAUAAGGUACCAGGUACAAUUGUUUAUCAUCCCGAUUCGUAACACUUUACAUUACCCCAAAAAAAGAAAAUCGACAGCCUGAGUACCAUAUAUAGGGAAAUAAUAUCAAUUGCAGUGGAAAACUAAAUGUGAGGAUUAGACAUUGAGGGACUGGUGGUACCGAAGAAUCAAAUGCAUGCAAAGAAAUUAAACUUCAAAUUGAAAAGAAUAUAGAGAAUUAGUGGGAUUUUAGUUCAUGUCACCCAUUGCUUUCAAUCAUACAUCUUAUGGAUCCUAAAUACAACAAAACUAAGCUUAACAGUUAAUGACUUAGUGAACUGAUACCAUAUUCUUAGAUUUCCUCCAACCUAUUUCAUGCCUUUCAUUAGUACUUGUAGGCCCAUGAAAUGAUUAGGUAUAUGCAACACAUGUUGCAACCUCGUUAGUCGAUGACAUUCUGGUCAUCAUCAACCAACUUAUCAUUUCUACCCACAAUCAUAUAUCUAACCCUAACACAAUUACUUUGAAAUUUACAUUACAAGUGAAUAACUUUUUUGAAAACAUUGAUAAUUGAAUACCUGCAACCCAUAUAAAUCUUCUAUCCUAAUUGACUAUUUCAAUCUCCUACUUCAGUCUACCUUAUUGCUCAUGAAUGAGUUAUUCAUCUUCAAAGUAUACUCAUUUGUUUCAUUUGUGUCACGAGAAUGUUUGCUUCGUUUGUUUGUUUUGAUCACACUAACUUUUUUGUCAUUAAGAAGAAACCAGUUUAAGUAUAUUCACAUAGUGAAUAAAUACUUUUCUUAUUUUGUCAUAACAAUAUGAUGAGUCUUGUGUACUUUUUUUGUUAGUUACUUCUGUUUUUCUUUUUAAACUUUGCAAAUUUUUUUUCGGAAAAAUGUAUUUUUACUUUAUUAAUCCUUUGUCUUCUCUAAAAGAAAAACACAAUUAUUCUAACACCUUUCUUGUUAUAGUAGAAUGUUUUUUUGAUUUUAUUCUCUCUAGUUGCUAUCUCUCAUCAAAUUUGAUUGAUGUUCCAACAUCUAUACACACGCAAAGAGACAGAGAGAGGAAUAGGAAAAGAAAUGAACACAUUAUUGUUAUUAUUAUUAUUAUUAUUAUU